AUGGAAAGAGGUUGGCUCCAUGAGCAUGGAUUCUACCUUUGUCUCACUGUCCACCUGUUGCUUCAAGGAAGAGGAGACACAUUCACCAUCAAUUGCUCAGGCUUUGACAGGCAUGGGGUGGAUCCUGUUGCCUUCCAAGCAGUGUUUGACAGAAAGGCCUUCCGUCCAGUCGUCAACUACAGCAUCCCUACUCGUGUCAACAUCUCCUUCACCCUGUCUGCCAUCGUGGAAGUGGAUGCACAGCUUCAACUGAUGACAUCGUUCCUGUGGCUAAACCUGAUCUGGUACAAUCCAUUCAUCACAUGGAACCCAGAGGAAUGUGGGGGCAUCAGGAAGAUCAGCAUAGCAGCUGAGAAUCUUUGGCUUCCAGAUAUCUUCAUCGAGGAGUUCAUGGAUAUGGAUCAGACAGCUACAGGUCUCAUGGCUUAUGUCAACAGUGAAGGUCUCAUCAAAUAUGAUAAGCCAAUGCGGGUGGUCAGCAUCUGUAACCUGGACAUCUUCUAUUUCCCCUUUGAUGAACAGAACUGCACACUCACCUUCAGCUCAUUCAUCUACACAGUGGAGAACAUGCUCUUGGGCAUGGAGAAGAAAGUGCAAGAGAUUUCGAAUACAUCACAGGACCUCAUUCGGAGCAAGGGGGAGUGGGUACUUCUGGGUAUCCACCAGAGAAUGAUGAAGAUGUCUGUGGGCACCAACCAGUAUGACCAAAUCAUUUUCUAUGUGGCCAUCAGGCGCAGGCCCAAACUUUAUGUUAUAAACCUUCUGGUGCCCAGUGGCUUUCUGGUUGCCAUUGAUGCCCUCAGCUUCUACUUGCCGAUAGAAAGUGAGAAUCGUGCCCCAUUCAAGAUGACACUUCUGUUGGGCUACAACGUCUUCCUGCUCAUGAUGAAUGACUUACUCCCUGCAACGGGCACCCCCCUCAUCAGUGUCUACUUUGCCCUGUGUCUAUCCCUGAUGGUGGUCAGCCUACUAGAGACCAUCUUCAUCACCCACCUGUUGCAUCUGGCCACCACGCAGCCCCCACCUAUGCCUCAGUGGCUCCAUUCUCUCCUCCUCUACUGCACCAGUCCAACAAAAUGCUGCCCCACUACACCCCAGAAGGGAAACAAGGGCCUGGGCCUCACCCCCACUCAUCUAUCUGGUAUGAAGGAGCCCGUGGAGUUGGUAGGGAAGGUGCCAGGUCCCAGAGAGGCAGAGUUAAAUGGGUUCCCUGGGUCAACAAGGACCCAACAGGAUUACAAGGCUCAGAAGCAAUACUUGGUUGAUCUAUGGGUGCAAUUUAGCCACAUGAUGGACACCCUGCUCUUCCGCCUCUACUUGCUCUUCAUGGCCACCUCCAUCAUCACAGUCAUCGUCCUCUGGAACACCUAG
Messenger RNA from Hyaena hyaena (striped hyena), 1371 nucleotides. Its product is annotated as 5-hydroxytryptamine receptor 3C-like. The transcript is spliced from 9 exons. Bases 1 to 1371 code for a protein of 456 amino acids. The record is from RefSeq and is a predicted model, not a curated record. Gene Ontology annotation, cellular component: synapse; membrane; neuron projection. Gene Ontology annotation, biological process: monoatomic ion transmembrane transport; regulation of membrane potential; nervous system process. Gene Ontology annotation, molecular function: neurotransmitter receptor activity; transmembrane signaling receptor activity; extracellular ligand-gated monoatomic ion channel activity. Lineage: Eukaryota; Metazoa; Chordata; Mammalia; Carnivora; Hyaenidae.